AAAAUUAAUACAGUCCGAAAAUGGCACGCCAUUCCACAAUAGCGUCGGCCUGUAAGAACAACCUGCCCUAUCCUCAUAUAUAUAUUUAUCUGCUAUACUGCUUCAUUUUAAACCCUCUCUGUUAGUAGUUAAUUACAAAGAUUUGUUGUUGAUUAGACAAUUCAAUGGCUCAUGAAGGACGCUUUCCUGAUUCGAUCAAACCUCGAGAUGUAUGCAUUGUCGGUGUUGCAAGAACUCCGAUGGGUGAUUUCCUUGGUUCUCUUUCCUCACUGUCAGCUACCCAACUUGGCUCUGUUGCUAUUGAAAGUGCACUUAAAAGGGCUAGAGUUGAUCCAUCACUCGUAGAAGAGGUCUUUUUUGGAAAUGUUUUGAGUGCUAAUUUGGGGCAAGCACCUGCAAGACAGGCGGCAUUAGGUGCAGGAAUACCUAAUAAAGUGAUCUGCACCACAAUUAAUAAAGUAUGUUCUUCAGGGAUGAAAGCAACAAUGCUUGCAGCACAGUCUAUCCAAUUGGGUGCCAAUGAUGUUGUUGUGGCUGGCGGUAUGGAGAGCAUGUCUAAUGCUCCUAAAUAUCUAGCAGGAUCGAGAAAGGGUUCUCGAUUAGGACAUGAAAAUAUAAUUGAUGGGAUGCUUAAGGAUGGCCUAUGGGAUGUUUACAAUGAUUUUGGAAUGGGGGUCUGUGCUGAGUUAUGUGCUGAACAGCAUAGAGUGACAAGAGACGAGCAGGAUUCUUAUGCAAUUCAAAGCUUUAAUCGAGGAGUGGCUGCUCAAAGAAGUGGUGCCUUUUCAUGGGAAAUAGUUCCGGUUAAAGUUUCUGGGUUGAGAGGAAAAGGUUCUACUGUCGUUGAUAAAGAUGAAGGCCUGGGAAAGUUCGAUGCAUCAAAACUGAAAAAACUCAGGCCAAGUUUCAAGACAAACGGGGGUUCUGUCACUGCUGGCAAUGCUUCUAGUAUAAGUGAUGGUGCAGCUGCACUAGUGCUGACUAGUGGUGAGAUGGCACGUAAACUUGGCUUACAAGUGAUUGCGAAGAUCAGAGGCUUUGCUGAUGCUGCUCAGGCCCCUGAGUUAUUUACUACGGCUCCAUCGCUAGCCAUACCGAAAGCUAUCACAAAUGCUGGUUUGCAGGCUUCUGAAGUUGAUUAUUAUGAGAUAAAUGAAGCCUUUUCUGUUGUGGCUCUUGCUAAUCAGAAGCUCCUUGGGAUCAGUGAUAAAAAAUUGAAUGUUCAUGGAGGUGCUGUGUCUUUGGGACAUCCACUUGGUUGCAGUGGAGCUCGGCUUUUGAUCACAUUACUUGGGGUACUGAGACAAAACAAUGCAAAGAUUGGUGUUGCUGGAAUUUGCAAUGGGGGAGGAGGAGCUUCUGCUCUUGUUCUGGAGCUCAUGCCAGGUGCAGUGGUUGGACGUUCAAAGCUGUGACAACUUUAUGCUUAAUACUGGGCUUUCUCAACAACUGUCUAAGCUGUUGGUGUUGUAAACUACGUGUAGCUGUUAUACCAUAAGGAUCUGAUGAUAGUAACCGUAAAAAUAAGAAAAGUAGCAUCUCAAUUUAGCGUUGCUAUAGAUUGCAACUGCCAUUACAAAGUCAUAUUCACCGGUGUAUACAGUAGUUGGAGUGCUUUCUAUAAUUAUACCGAGAAGGGACACAAAAUCAAAAUCAAAAUAAGAUGUAUCAUCGGCCAGCUAUGAGAUGCCCUAAGCAGGUGCUCAUAUUUAUGCACGCAUUGGAGCUUAAUGUUAUAGGAAGGCAUAAUGUGCUAGUUGGAGCUAAGUCCAUGUUAGCUUCAACUUGAACUUGUUUGUGAAUGACUAGUUUCGAUAGUGGCUCUACCUGACUUCGUGUGAAUUGUGAUCAUAUCUGUAUUUUUGCUCAGAUGUUCGGUUCUGGUAA
Daucus carota subsp. sativus is the source of this 1887-nucleotide messenger RNA. Its product is annotated as acetyl-CoA acetyltransferase 2. Lineage: Eukaryota; Viridiplantae; Streptophyta; Magnoliopsida; Apiales; Apiaceae. Gene Ontology annotation, biological process: fatty acid beta-oxidation. Bases 165 to 1415 code for a protein of 416 amino acids. Gene Ontology annotation, cellular component: mitochondrion. The record is from RefSeq and is a predicted model, not a curated record. The transcript has 15 exons. Gene Ontology annotation, molecular function: acetyl-CoA C-acetyltransferase activity.